AUGUCUAUGGGUGCGAUAGCCUGGUUGAAGGUGCUAGAGGAAGCGAGGCUAUCUGAGUCGGAUCUAACAGUAAUCUGCAAGCCCCUGGUGGUGGAGAGCGAGCUCUUGGCCGGGGGCCACACCGUCAUCGUGGUCUCGCAUCGCCUGGGCCACUUGGCCGAGUGUGCGCGGCCGGCGAGUGACGUGGUGGUCCGGGUGCGAGAUGGAACGCUGGAGGGCGUCUGGAGCGAUGUGCGGGAGUUGGUUGUGAAUGGAGACGGGGAGCUGCGAGGCCAGGCCAGAUAUCGGCUUGAAUGGCCUUACUUCUCUCUGUACCCCCAUGAAUAG
Messenger RNA from Thermothelomyces thermophilus ATCC 42464, 327 nucleotides. RefSeq lists its product as uncharacterized. The transcript has a single exon. NCBI's taxonomy places the organism in Eukaryota, Fungi, Ascomycota, Sordariomycetes, Sordariales, Chaetomiaceae. Bases 1 to 327 code for a protein of 108 amino acids. The record is from RefSeq and is a predicted model, not a curated record.